AUGGCAUUGAUUGGAUUCAAGGCCGUGUUAGAGAUGAAAGCAAGCCUCCAGGGAAGACCAUUUGCCACCUUGACCUUGGAGGCCAGUGUUUUGCCUGCAGGUCUGAGCCCUGAGAAGGUCGCCUCCUUCACUAAGAAGCUGAAGUCGGAGCCCCGCUACCUGCUGGCUCAGAAUGUGUCGACCUGCAUCGACCCUCUGGAGGUGUGUCUGCACAGGACGACGGUGCAGGACACCGUCCACGUCUUCCAGCACGCCAUCCCCAGCGAGGGCAAGCCCAUCACACACCAGAAGAGCUCAGGAAGGUGCUGGAUCUUUUCCUGCCUCAACGUGAUGCGUCUUCCGUUCAUGAAGAAGUUUAACAUGGAAGAGUUCGAGUUCAGCCAGUCCUAUCUGUUCUUCUGGGAUAAGAUUGAGCGCUGUUACUACUUCCUUCACGCCUACGUGGAGACAGCCCUGCGGAAAGAGCCUGUGGACGGGAGGCUGGUCCAGUUCCUUCUGUCCAACCCCUCCAACGACGGAGGACAGUGGGACAUGCUGGUCAACCUUAUCGAAAAAUACGGCGUUAUGCCCAAGAAGAGUUUCCCGGAGUCGCACAGCUCGGAGGCCUCCAGACGGAUGAAUGACAUUCUGAACCACAAGAUGAGAGAGUAUUGCCUCAGACUGAGGAACAUGGUGGCCAGCGAUGCAUCUAAAGAAGAGCUCUCUGACACCAUGGAUACUAUGAUAGAGGAGGUGUUUCGGGUGGUGAGUGUCUGUCUGGGCAGCCCUCCCGACACGUUCACCUGGGAGUACCGAGACAAGGAGAAGAACUUCCACAGGCUGGGGCCACUGAGCCCACUGCAGUUCUACAGAGAGCAGGUCAAACACUGUGCUUGUGUAACUAUCUCUUCUUCCCUUGGCGAGCAGAUCUGCCUGGUGAAUGACCCUCGACCCCAGAACCCCUACAAUAAGCUGUACGGUGUAGAGUUCCUGGGUAACAUGGUGGGCGGCCGCAUAACCAAAUACAAUAACCAGGCUGUGGACGUGCUCAAGAAAGCCGCCGCGGACUCCAUCAAAGACGGGGAGAAGACUAUGUUUCAGUUGCAGGGAGGGGUGCUGAGAAGGACUGGGGUGAGAUCCCGGCAGAGUGAAUCUGAGGGAGAGAAGCUGGAGAUUGAGCAGAAAAGGAUGGUGCUGCACGGGUGA
Molecule: messenger RNA, 1185 nt
Organism: Polyodon spathula (Mississippi paddlefish)
Lineage: Eukaryota; Metazoa; Chordata; Actinopteri; Acipenseriformes; Polyodontidae
Product: bleomycin hydrolase-like
Exons: 9
Coding region: 1-1185 (394 amino acids)
Biological process (GO): response to toxic substance; L-homocysteine catabolic process; proteolysis
Cellular component (GO): cytoplasm
Molecular function (GO): cysteine-type aminopeptidase activity
Source: RefSeq, a predicted model, not a curated record